Staurois parvus is the source of this 351-nucleotide messenger RNA. The record is from the annotation of a GenBank genome assembly. Lineage: Eukaryota; Metazoa; Chordata; Amphibia; Anura; Ranidae.
UUGGAUGUGGUCUGCAGGGGCGGACUGACCAUUUGGAAACUCGGGCACUACCCGAGGUCAGUAGGGGGCCCCAUGAGAUGCCCCUGGUACCUUUUUCAUAGGCUUUUUUGAGUUUGGGCAAGGACAAAGGGGCCCCAUGAUCCCCUAUUGCCCGGGGGCCCCAUGAGUUGUCAGUCCGCCCCUGGUGGUCUGCAUAUUCUAUGGGGUCAAAAUCGAGCUGGAAUCGAACUAAAGGUCAGUAGGGGGCCCCAUGAGAUGCACCUGGCACCUUUCAUUGGCUUUUUCACAGGCAUUUUUGGGUGUGGGCGAGGACACAGGGGCCCCAUGAUCCCCUAUUGCCCGAGGGGCCCC